AUGGAUUAUGACUAUAUGUCUUUUCAUAGAGAAAAAGAUGUUCAUAAUAAAUGUUAUGGUGGAAGAUUAUGGUGUAUAAAAGUAUGUACAAAUAUUUUAUUAAAUAAUUAAAAUAUACUGUGUUAAUAUUGUUUAAAUAAUCUUUAAUUGAUAUAUUUCAGGACAUAUGUGGGAUUAUAUGUGCAAUAUUAACAUGGUUGUUAAUAAUUUAUGCAGAAUUUGUAGUAAUGGCAGUUAUUCUUAUUCCCACAAUAAAUACCUUAUAUUCCAGUUUAAACACUGCAAUAUUUCAGUCAUUAACUUUUUUAGCCUUCGCAUCUCACUUAAGAACAAUGUUCACAGAUCCAGGUGCUGUUAUGAAAGGAAAUGCUACAAAGGAAAUGAUCGAACAAAUGGGAUUUAGAGAUGGACAAGUCAUAUUUAAAUGUCCCAAAUGUUGUUCCAUUAAGCCCGAUAGAGCACAUCACUGUUCUGUUUGCCAAAGUUCUAUAUAGCAGCAAUGUCAUUGCAUUCUUUAUUCUUGUGUAUACAACAAUUUACUACAUGUAUAAGACAAGAAUGGAAAGAAUGUUCUACUUUUAGUCCACCUGCAACAGUGGUACUAUUACUUUUUUUGGCUUUUGAAGCCCUCUUAUUUGCCAUUUUCACAGCUGUGAUGUUGGGAACACAGUUGCAAGCAAUUUGGAAUGAUGAAACUGGUAUUGAGCAACUUAAAAAGGAAGAAGCCAGGUGGGUUCGUAAUAGUAGAUGGAAAUCUAUUCAAGCUGUGUUUGGAAGAUUUUCAAUUGCUUGGUUUUCUCCCUUUACUUCUCCCCCAAAGGGAAAGACAAAACAAGAUUCUUACUUAUAUUCCGUAUAAUAUGUUAUGAUACGUGGUUACAUCCCAGGGAUAUUUAAUACUUGUAAUUGUAAUAUAACUGUGACGUAUCAUGAAUUCAUGUAUAAGCGAAUAGAAUGUUUGUAAUCUUAUAUUGUUACCUAACAUUCUUAUUUUAUUGCGAGCAUUUGUAAGAGAGACUUAAACAAACCAACGUUUAACAUAUAUAUCUGUAAACUUGUAAGCAUACGAAAAAAAAGCAUGCUUCUUGUAAAGCUUCUUGCAUUAAAACAUUGGAAUCAUUGAUCGUGAUAGUGACAGCGCCAAGUUACUUUUUAUCCAUUGAUAUUUACUCAUACAAUACUGGGACUUACUAGUUUAUCGUACUAGUAUAAUUUAUAUCGUGAACUAUGCGACUGUGUAUUAUAUAUAAGAAGUAAUAUACGGAACAUUAAGUUGUUAUGAUGAAUUUUAAGAGAAUCGAUGUUUUGCACUAUUUUAGAGGAUAUAUAUUGCACAUUGUGAUAAUAGCGUACAACGUUUACGAACAAUUCAGUUUAUUCGUUUUGUUCCGCAUUUUGAAUGUUCAAAUCGCGUCUGGUGAUGUGUGACGGCAACAAAAACGAAAUUUUAUAAAAAUACGUUUUCUUUAUUUCGAUUAACAUAUCGUAGUUUAAUUACAUUUUUUUAUUCUUUGAUAUUGUAUUCCUACAACGAUACCUGAUUUUUUUGUACAGUUUGUACAAAUACAGUUUCUUACAUUUACCAGCGCAACUAUUUUAUUUUAAGAAAUUAAUUCACAAAAGAAUACAUUCAACGCCAAUGGCGAAAUCCGUGAUGAUUGCAUGUUUCCCAAUUUUGUCAGCUUCCGUUUCUGCAGACCUCGAGGUUGCUCUUGGUCUUCAGGGUGGGGGCGCUUGGCAGUGGCAAGGUUGUUAAAUGUGUGUGCAGGUAGAGGAAACGUCUGUCUGCACACUGUUGUGUACGAUCGUCAGAGCGGCUUUCACUUUUGCUACGAUCACGUUCGAGCUUUCUUGUUCUGAUUUUCCUGGCAUUAAGUGGAAUGGCUUACGACCCGAACGACAAAUCGCUGAAGGACAUUCUGUUACCGGAAGGACAAUUCGAGGCAUUCUACUUGAAAGGAUCGCAGGAGGAGGAGCAGAAUGCCGUGAGGCCUCCGCAUCUGCAUGGCUCGUUUCAUCAGUACAAGAAUCCCGCCCUGGUUAGCGCGCCGAACAGCGCUGCAUACGGUUUUCGUUUCGAUGGAAAGCGCCGUUUCAAUUACAAUUAAGUGGAUCUAUCGAGUUCAAAUCUUCACAGAAUUCAUAACGUUCCGUACUAUGGCUUUAUUACCAUUUAGUAUUAUGCAUUAGAGAGGCGUUUUACUCAGCUGCAACGAGAUCAAGUUUCUCGAUCAGAUCCCACGUUUUUUUUUUUUUCU
Heterotrigona itama is the source of this 2258-nucleotide messenger RNA. The record is from the annotation of a GenBank genome assembly. NCBI's taxonomy places the organism in Eukaryota, Metazoa, Arthropoda, Insecta, Hymenoptera, Apidae.